Molecule: messenger RNA, 768 nt
Organism: Sclerotinia sclerotiorum 1980 UF-70
Lineage: Eukaryota; Fungi; Ascomycota; Leotiomycetes; Helotiales; Sclerotiniaceae
Exons: 3
Coding region: 1-768 (255 amino acids)
Cellular component (GO): Mis6-Sim4 complex
Source: RefSeq, a predicted model, not a curated record
AUGGAACCCAACGAGCCAACAAUAAUUGAUCUCAAAUCUUCAUUUUUACGUGCACAAAUUUUUGCCCUCUCUCAGCCUCUUCAACCAUCGCAAGACUGGCAAGAUUCAAUUUCAGAGGAAGAGAAUACCUUGCGACAGCGCGCAAUUGAUGAAGCAUUAUUCAAGCUCAAUACUAUCCUCAAACAACAUAAUAAGAUUAGUUAUCCCCCGCAGGCACGGCGUCAUGUUGCUGAACAAAUUGAUCAAUUAUAUUGGGCCGCUGGGGAGACGGAUGUGAAUGUGAACGGAGAGGAAUGGAGUGAAAAGGGUGCAGACUACAGAUUGACAUCCAACAUUGAAAAAUUACCAGAAGAAUGGAGUGAAGAAGCGGAAACGAAGGCACCGGAGCAAGCGACAAAAUACAAAGAGCUACAAAGUAAAUUAUUGGAAUUGAAUGAGAGGCGAAGAAUGGCAAAGGAGAGACUUGAACAGUGUAAUGCUGCAAAAAUAUUAUUGGAGCCAUUUGAGCAGGCGGAUAAGAAUGUUCAAGAGAAUCUUGUUACAAAAAAUGGCGAAGUUGAGAAAGAAUUGGAAAGAAUGAGGAUGUUGAUGUUAAGAGUCGAAAGGGGCAUUGGGGGUUUGGAGAGGGAAGACAGAGAGGAUCAUAUGGACCUUGAUUUUGAGGAGGAUUACAUUUGUUGGGUGAGGUUGAUGUUUGGCAUCCUUUAUGUUCCAAUGCUUAUUGGGUAUACAGACAACAAAGCCAUGGGAAACACUAAUCCGGGAUAA